Molecule: messenger RNA, 1172 nt
Organism: Musca vetustissima
Lineage: Eukaryota; Metazoa; Arthropoda; Insecta; Diptera; Muscidae
Exons: 1
Source: RefSeq, a predicted model, not a curated record
AAGCAACCCAACAUCUAUGCCCUGCAGCACUACUGGGAAUUAAACGAUAAAUCUCGACUGCGGAAUUUCCAUCAGUGGCAAUUUCAUGUUGCCGAUCAAGAUUAUCCACCACGCUGUUUCAUCUAUCGCAAUCGUUGGGGACAAUUGGUUCGUGCUGGUUAUUAUUUUAGAGUUAUUGAGACAUUCAUAAAACACCACAAUGGUACCAUGCGUCAUUCGCUCUGGGAUAUAUGGAACAUGAAAGUGCAUAGGACGUCUUUGAGGGAUUACGAUUUCGUACCGAACCAAAUGUUGCCCUCCGAGAAUAUGACAAAUAGUUAUCCAUUUUUCUUUACCAAUUACGUAAUGGUUGUGCCACGUUCCAGAGAAGUGGAUUGGUCUCUGUGGUUCGUAUCAACAUUUGAGAUAAGCGCCUGGUUGGGCAUACUUCUUACUGUGUUUAUGCUGAUUCUGUUAUUUCUACUGCUGUUUUCCACACGCAAUUGGAUUGCCAGGGGAAAAUAUUUCGGCAUUACGAUGAUACAAACCCUGAAAGUUGUUCUCUUCCUUGGCAUCGAUAUCGUGGAAAAGCGCGACUUUCUUCAUUUCCUCCUCAAUUUGAUCUUCCUCUUUACCGGAUUCUAUUUAACCAACUCGUAUGGUUGCAGUCUAUCCAGUAUGUAUACGGCCCGAAUCUACGAACCUGAAAUCCAAAAUAUGCAAGAUAUUGCCAAAACCAAUUUACGUAUUCUUCUUCACACCGCCCAGGUUCCACAAUUCAAGGCGGUGAAAAAUCUACCUCCACUAUUUUUUGAACGAAUCUACACCCGUAAGAAUAAUACCGAACUAUCUGUGGAACGUAUGGACUUGAAUACGAGCUCUAUUUAUUUGAUUCGUGAUGAUUUAGCCCGUCUGAUGAUAUCACAACAGAUUUACAUGAAAAGACCCCGCUCGAAGAUGUUACCCGAAGCUAUAUUGUCCACACAUAUGGCACUACUGCUGCAGCAUGGUUCAAAGGUUGACGAACAAGUCGAUGAUUAUCUUGGCCGCAUUACAGAAAGUGGCAUAUUUCGGAAAUACCUAUCCGACAGUCAUUGGGAUACGUAUGUUGCCGGUCGUAGUAAAUUCUUUCAUGAUGAAGUAUUGAACCGUUCCCUGACUUUGGAAUAUUUUUACUAUGUCUUUUUAAUUUG